Molecule: messenger RNA, 468 nt
Organism: Vicia faba (fava bean)
Lineage: Eukaryota; Viridiplantae; Streptophyta; Magnoliopsida; Fabales; Fabaceae
Source: the annotation of a GenBank genome assembly
AUGGAGGUUGAUAGCCAAACAACCAUAAGUCAUGGAUCUAGACAUAGAAGUUUUGUAUGGGAUCAUUUUACAAAGAUCAAAGUUGAUGGAAAAGAUAAGGCUCAAUGUAAUUAUUGCUCAAAGCAGCUUAAUGGAUCAUCAAAUGAUGGGACGACACAUUUAAAAGGACAUUUGGGAUCUUGUCCUAAAAAGAAGCUUUUGAAACCAUCUGAUAAAGGACAAACAUUUCUUACACCUAGAACCAUGCAAGGUAAACAAGAGUCGAGUACUGGAGUUUACGAUGCAGAAAAUUCUAAGAAAGAGCUUGCACAUGCAAUUAUUUUGCAUGAAUAUUCGCUUUCAAUAAUGGGUCAUAUUGGUUUUAGAAAAUGCACUACUUCUCUCCAACCAACAUUUCAAGUUCCUUGUAGAAAUACUAUAAAAAGGAGAUACUCAAAGUAUACAGUAUGGAGAGAUCAUCAACUUUGA